AUGGGACAAGAAGAAUCCCAUCUGGCCGCUGCCUCUGGCCCUCCAGCGACACUCCGAGAGAGAAGCCUGGAAGCCGUCGCUGACUAUAUCAAGAGCGGCAAUGCUCGGCGCAUUGUGGUCUUGACCGGCGCUGGCAUCUCGACAGCCGCUGGAAUUCCCGAUUUCCGAUCGCCAAAGACGGGCCUGUAUAGCAACUUGGCGCGCCUCAAGCUCCCCUAUGCAGAGGCCGUCUUCGACAUUGCCUACUUUCGCAAUCACCCCGAGCCCUUCUACGUGCUCGCCCAGGAGUUGUAUCCCGGGAAAUUCCACCCGACCAUCUCUCACGCCUUCAUUGCGCUUCUUGCUGAAAAGGGCCUCCUUCAAAUGCUCUUUACGCAAAACAUUGACUGUCUCGAACGGGCGGCUGGCGUUCCUGCGGAUAAGAUUGUCGAAGCCCACGGCAGUUUUGCGACGCAGCGCUGCAUUGAGUGCAAGGUCGAGUUCCCCGAUGCUGAGAUGAGAGCGCAUGUUGUUCGAGGCGACGUUCCCAAAUGCAACGAAUGCAAGGGACUGGUGAAGCCGGACAUUACAUUUUUCGGCGAAGCCCUCCCAAGAGACUUUUCAGAAAAGUCACACAACACUGCCAUGGCGGAUCUUGUUCUCAUUCUCGGGACAAGCCUGACGGUGUAUCCAUUCGCAAGCCUUCCCGAGAUGGCGAGAAAAGAGGUACCACGUGUGCUCUUCAACAUGGAGAAAGUUGGUUCAUUGGGAUCGCGACUUGAUGACGUACUAGAAUUGGGAGCAUGUGAUGAUGGUAUCAGAAAACUAGCCAAGUUGUUGGGCUGGACAGACGAGCUGGAUGAUACGUGGAGAAAUAUUGUUGGAAAUGAGGAGGCUGAGAGACAACUGCGCAGCCAGACUGCUCGUGACGAAGAGAUUGAAGAUGAGUUACAGAAGUUGACUGGAGAAAUUGAGACGGUCCUCAAGCUUGAGGAGGAAGAGGAGAAGAAGGAAGAGGAGAAAAAAGAGGAUGAAGAGAAGAGCCAGAAAGCAGGCGAUGAUGCACCAAGUCAUGCCCAGGCACCCAAGGACGAUACGGACACCAAAGAAGCUACCAAGGCAGAAAACGCUGAGAAGCCCUCAGAAGCGGAUUCUAAACCAGUGGACGAACCCAGCUCAAGUACAGAGCCUCCAAAAGCCCAGGAGAGCGCCGAGCAGAAAACACAAGAGGCUACUACGGCAGAGAGCAAAGACGUUGAAGAGCCAACGAAGAAAGAAGGUGAAGAGAAGCCCCAGCAAAAUUAA
Messenger RNA from Trichoderma aggressivum f. europaeum, 1284 nucleotides. RefSeq lists its product as uncharacterized. The coding region runs from base 1 to 1284 and encodes 427 amino acids. Gene Ontology annotation, cellular component: nucleus. Gene Ontology annotation, molecular function: NAD+ binding; histone deacetylase activity, NAD-dependent. The record is from RefSeq and is a predicted model, not a curated record. The transcript has 2 exons. NCBI's taxonomy places the organism in Eukaryota, Fungi, Ascomycota, Sordariomycetes, Hypocreales, Hypocreaceae.